Molecule: messenger RNA, 4083 nt
Organism: Cyclospora cayetanensis
Lineage: Eukaryota; Apicomplexa; Conoidasida; Eucoccidiorida; Eimeriidae
Exons: 11
Coding region: 1-4083 (1360 amino acids)
Source: RefSeq, a predicted model, not a curated record
AUGGAAUCCGAGAAUCAUGGCUUUCUUGCCACGGUGGGUGAGACCCCCGAGGCUGAAUCAGAAGGAAUUGUACGCUACACAUGCUCAAUAGCCUCGGACUGCAUGAAAGCUCCCGAUGAGCAGCAUGUCCCGUGGUUGGAUCACUUCAGAGACGCAACCUGCAAGGUUGUACGAUAUCCCAACACCUCAGCUAUUCCUGCAUCAAUACGCUCCGUUUUCGAUGUUUGCAUGAAUAAGAGUGGGUUAAGCGUGGCCCUCCCCAAUGCAAUUACGAGGAGCAGAAAGGCCCACGUGGAGCGAUUUCACUUUAUUGUGAAAGGAUCGGAAUGGCAGAAAAAAAAAGAUGGUCUUCAUGGACAGUCUGUCUCGACCGUGAACAGUCAAAACAGUCCUUUACUCCCCUUUCAUGGAGGCAUCCUGCCAGCUCCGCAUCCCCUUCAUGAAGGGCACCUUCGCAUCUUGCAGGAGGUGGAUCUACAAAUGCCUUAUUCGAUGCAGGCAGACCAAACGGCUCCGCCUGCAACGAGCCUGAGCCGUGCCUACUUGGGGUCAAUGCCUUACUACCUUCUUCCUGGGUUCGCAGGCCUCGUAGUAGCUGGAGUGUUGCUGCCCCUACUUCUGCUCGUUUUUUUUUUCCGGAACCACAAGUGCUGCCGCAAAGUGUGCAGUUGUUUAUGCUGGAUCCGCCCGUGUUUCAAGCUUUCAAAGCGUCAUUUCAAUAGAUUAGAGCAUUAUGACUCGAGCGGCAGCAGUACCACCGCUUCGGAGUCUCAGUGCCGCGGAGGCCGCCGCAUGUUGGUUCCGCGGCGUUCCUGCAUGGGUUUAAGGUAUCUCACGCUUUUCCUGACGACCCUCAUCGCGUUGGCGUGCUUGGGAGUGGGAAUUUAUGUCAUAAUCGAUCUGCAUGCACAGCUCUCCCAGCUCAUGUGCUCCACGGCCCAGGCGGCCUCGACCAUUAUGAACGGGCAGGCAUUUUCAAGUGGCGUAGAAUCUUCGGCAUCGGAGAGCCGCCGUAUUCCCGCGUCGUACUUUUCGUCUUUUGUCGCUUCUUCCCCCUUUCUCGCUGCACCCUCCCUGGCCGUUGCCGAUGACCUCACACAGGCGGACCAAAGCCUACUUCCUGCAGCGCCAGGUGGGGUUCGAACGCUGUCUGCGGUGUUUCUUCCCCCUGAGGAACUGAGUGAGCAACACCGUGGUUCCGACACUCGUCGCUCCAUUCGCGGGAGAAAACCUUGCACAGAACCCUCUUCCCCCCCUCCCCCCCCCUCCCCCGGCAACCCUUGCCUUCCGUGCCUCGCUUUCGUCUCCUAUGCUGGUACAGACAUGGGCCGUACAGCCGCAAGACACCUGCAGGAAGCUCAUGCUGAAGCAGCUGAUGACGCAGCGGAGCCUAAGCGGACGGGAUUUAUUGGGGUAGUCCCCGCUCUGGACUAUUUCGAAAGCCUCCUAGCGGCUUUAGAUAAAAAACGGCCAGAUUUCCUUCCCAAUGAGCUGCGACUUGGGGGUACCCUGGCAACCCGCAUAAAGAAGAAGGUAGUGAAUGUCAAGAAGGAUCUCCGCACACUCCAGGAAGUGGGAGAGCACAGUGGCAUGCGCCACGCUCGAUGCACGAGGCCAGACGCCUGUAGUUUGAAAUUCUUGGGAUGUGCUGAUAUGUUAUUUAACCCACUGAAUAGCGGCACCACGGUGAAACGCGUGCAAAGAAGCAGUGAGGCGCCUUCUCAACAGCCAAGCUACCACCUUUCGCUUGUGGCUGGAGGCUCCGCCUCCCUGCUGAGUUCGUGGGAAACCCUUGGGAAUUUGCUUCCUGAGGGCCUCACAAUGAUAACGUCGGCAUCAGAGCAACUUGCAGGUGAAAUCGAGGAUGUCUUGGCUCGAACAGGCACAUUCGUGUCUGCAGAGCAGCUGCAGCAGGCGAAGGUAGCUGUCUACGAGACGCUGGCACAGGCCCAUUCCGCCCUUGAGCCGCUACCUCGCAUCAGCGAGCCGCUCUUCUGGGCCUUACUCGUCGCCUUCAGCCUACUGGCGUCCUUGCUGCUGCUCGCUUCUAUGUACCUCUGCUGCAUGUGCUGCUGCAAGAAGCAGGAUCUUGUUGAUAAAAAGGCUAUGAGCUGCGGCUGCUCACUCUUGAUGAUUGUAAUUGCCGCUGCAGCUCUGGUAGCCAGUGGGGUUUUUCUGGCCAGUACGGCGCUGCUAACAGAUGGGUGUAUAUACACUGGAGAGUUUGUAAAGGGGGAGGAGGACAUUGAUGAUCUGCUGCGUUAUUUCUGGCCAGAACAAGGGGGUGUUGAGGUUUCGGCAGGGGACGCUUCAAAGGCCUCCUCUCUCAUGGCUCAAGUGCUGGCUGCCUGCUUUCUCCCAUCCAAGGAGAGGAACCUGGUGACGGUUCUUGGAAUGAAUGAACUUGUAAGCGCGGGGAAGGAGAUGGAAAAGAUGAGUAGCUGGGCAAUGCAGAGCGAGGCGCGAGCGGCCCGGCUUUUAUCUCUUGAGCUGCAGGAUGCUGCAGCGGAGUUGCAGCUCUUGGAAGACACCUACUGGCUCUUCCUGCUCGAUCCUGUCGCUCUAGAGGAGGAGGCACUGGAGGAUCGGCUAUUUACGUACAGAGAAAUUCUCUGCAGCGGCCUUCAAGACAAGCAGCGCACCGUGAAGCUCAGCUAUCUGGGUGUGGGUUCUCCUGUGGCAGUGGCGGCAGGCCCUUCCGGAGCAGCCAGCAGUCAGGCGUCGUCUUCCUCCUCCUCGUGGAAAGCGCCAGUGCUGCUGCUGCAGACGGAGGAGUGGGAGCCCAAGGCUGAGUUGGCAGCGGUGUUGCAUGCGCUGGACCCUGAUCCUGGAGCGGCAGGGCGUCUCUCCGCUUCCUUGCAGCAGGCUCUGGGUGAGCUGCAAGGCAGCAGAGACAGCAGGAAGGCGGAGGCUGCGUUUGCCAAGCGGCUUGUGGACGGCGCCUUGAGCGAGGUGGUACAGCUGGCAAAGGGGAAGUCUGAGGCACAAAAGAUGCAGAUUUUGCAGUCCAUCGUUCGUCUGACGGGCAGAGCGAGCUCGGAAGCUCAGGCUUCCAAAAGGAGGGGAGGUGAUGACGUCUCACGGGAUCAGCAGCGAGAAAGAAGGCGGAGGCAGACGCGUCAGCGCAAGAAGCUUCGUGAGCUUCUGCUGGAUCAGUGUAUGAUGCAGGGUUCCCCGGGGGGGGCCUCGUCGAGUGGGGAGGGGGGCCUCGUGGUAUACGGCAUGGAGGAUGUAGAGGAGCUGGUAGCACCUUUUGUUCUCGCUUCAUUGCAUGGCGGCGACACACGCGAGAGCGAGAGCAGAGAAUCCGGCUUGACAAUCGACGCAUUCUUCGACGCAGACUCUCCCCUUGUGGCGAAAUUGGCAGCGGAAAAAGGCUCAGCGGAGGAGCAGCGCCGCUUCACGAAUGCAGUUUGGUGGGCUGCUGUGAAAGAGAGCUUGAGGGAGGAAGCCGCGCGUUCCUUUGCAUGCCCCGAAGAGGUGGCAUCCCCCGAGGCUCCCAUACAGUGGACUUCUUGCAACUUUCAGGAGGUGCAGGAGGCAACGCACAAGCUGCUUCGCAAGCUGCAUGCGCAGUUGGAGGCACUAUGGGCGGAGCUUCGCCCGUUUUUUGAGAGCCGCAGCCGCGUCUUUCGCUUAGCUGGGGUGGACUACGCGACUGCAGCGAACAACUUGGACUGUCACAUUGUGCGCAGUGAGGCCCAGCCGGUGGCUGAAUUGAUGUGUGAAAAGGUGAGACCAGCGGGGGCUAACAUGGCGUUCGUGCUGCUGUUGCUCAGCGGCGCUGCUCUGCUGCUUUUGCCCGUUUUCUACUGCCUCUGGAGAGCAGGAGUCGAAAAUACGUGGAUCCAGCGAGACGCGCGAAAGGGAGUCAUGGCAGCCCAUAGGAGGCCUUCAAGUCCUCGUGAGGAUUUCAACAGUCCUACGAUCAUCAGCGCUCCUACGCCGAGCAGUGGCAAUACUGCAGCAGCUGCAGCAGUUGCUGCUGCAGCUGCCGCCACUGCUGCUGCGGCUUCGGGGUUGACACAGCAGCCUUCCAUUCAGCAGCGGCCCCAGGUAGACCGCGAAAUCCAAUUUAGUUGA